Bombina bombina (fire-bellied toad) is the source of this 910-nucleotide messenger RNA. RefSeq lists its product as uncharacterized. The record is from RefSeq and is a predicted model, not a curated record. Lineage: Eukaryota; Metazoa; Chordata; Amphibia; Anura; Bombinatoridae. The transcript is spliced from 7 exons. Bases 61 to 801 code for a protein of 246 amino acids.
CAACUGCUGUCAUUGUCAUUUUACUUAAAAGUGAAAAAGCUUCUCCUACAGGGAACAGCAAUGAAGAUCAUAUUUUGGCUAAUUUGCUGUAUUAUCCAUACCACAAUCUGUACGGCAAGUGUCUCCUUUUCAUCGCCAAAACGCCUUGGAGCCCUGGAGGAGCGACAAGGCUUCACCAUUGUUCCACCUGCAAGUGAAGAAACAGAUUUGAACAAUGAUGCACUCACCAAUAAGACUGUUUUACAGUUUCUAGACAAGCAAAUGGAGAUAUUAAAAGAUUAUCAGGACAAAUUCCAAAACCUAAGCAGGACAGAAAUCAAUUUACUGGUGUGGAAGCUUCACGGAGUAUUUGACAAGUUGAAAGAAGCUCAAAGUAAAGCUUACUGGAAGAUAAUAUCUGAAACAAAAUGUCCGAUGCCUUUGGCACCCAGAAAUGGUGGACUGGUGUGUGUUUAUCUGGCUAAUGUCCAGUACUGCAAGCCCGUGUGUGCUAAGGGAUAUGACUUCUCAUUCCUGAGAAGGAGCAGGUUGUAUGAAGAAUGUGGGAAUCACACUCGCUUUUCCUGGACAACCCAAUAUAUUGCUGGUCAGAGGUUAGCAGAAUGCAUAGCUUCUUCCAAUGCUGUAAGCGGGGUUUCAACGGCUUACUUUGAUAAGGGUGUCAACUGUCAACAAAUUAGCUCUGAUCCAGUUUCUGAAGAAAAUGUAAUAAACACAUUCCUGGCAGAACUUAAAGCUUAUAAUAUUAAUAAGCCCCAUAUGGAGAUGGAGUAUGACUUUGUAUUGUGUGGAGAUCAGUGAUUGUUGUUCUCUAAUGUGUCAUUUUUAGAGUAUUCACAGGUUCUUACAACAGCACAGUAACCCAGAUUCCAAUAAAAAUGUUCUCUCUGUUUGUCUCUUUUAUUUUUAA